GUGGACUCUGUGCACAUCCAAUGGAAGAAAGAUAUCUGUCUGCUCAAUAAUUAGGAUCGAAUAGAGCGCUAGCCAGAAAAGGGUGUUCGUCGUCGGCCUAUCCACCAAAUUUGUUUAUUUUUUAUAUUUUUUGGUCCGGGGCAGCGGAUGCUGUGGAACUGCAAGAGCGGAGGAGGAGGAGGAGUUUGUUUAGUUGAUGUUUUAACGCUCGUACGUAGGGAAGAUGUGUAACUAUAUAAUAUAAAUAAAACGACUCGGUUGUCCGAAAUAUCAAUCGCCGUUGAAACGUUGCGAUCGGCAUUAUUUUUAUUUGUUUAUUUGAUUCCUUGGUUUUGUUCGCAACUUGAAACUCAAUCAUCCUAUUUAUUUAGCCCAACGCCAGGGCUUCGAUCAUACAAACACCAUCCAUGAAGCUCUCUCAUCUGGCGGCCGCGCUGUCGGCACAGCUCGUCGCCCCUGUCGCAGCCGGCUACUUACGUCAAGACAUCCUCACAGCGGGCACGCUGAGAGACACCACCGUCCCAGCAGCUCCAAAUGAAGACCUGAAUCAGAUAGUCUCCGACUCGCAGCUCCUCUCCCUACAUCGCACAAUCUGCGAAAUUGAAUCAGUCUCCAACCACGAAUCUACGGUCGGGGAAGCAUUGAUCAAAUACCUGGGCGAACAUGACUUCACCACCGAAAAACAAAUUGUGCCCGUCGACGAGGACGACGACAGCACCGACGAGCGCUACAAUGUCUGGGCCUAUCCCAAGGGCUCCCCAAAGCCCAAGAUCAUCUUGACCAGCCAUAUCGAUACCGUCCCCCCACACAUUAAUUACAGUCUCCAUGCGCCAGAGGGUGACUUCGACCGCGCCAACAUCACCAUCAAGGGCCGGGGCACCGUGGACGCCAAAGCCAGCGUCGCCGCAAUGAUCAUCGCGGCACUCGACCACAUGAAGGAAAGCCCCGACGUCCCCGUGGGCCUCCUGUUCGUCGUCAGCGAAGAGAGAGGCGGCACGGGCAUGAUCCACUUCUCAGACUCGGAGCUCAACACCAGCCCGCCGUUUUUCCACACGCUCAUCUUCGGCGAGCCCACGGAGCUCAAGCUUGUCGAUGGCCACAAGGGCAACCUGCGCUUCGACGUCGAGGCCAAGGGCGUUUCCGCCCACUCAGGAUACCCCUGGCUCGGUCACAGCGCCAUAUCAGAGAUCCUCCCCGUGCUUGCUCGCAUUGAUGGCCUGGGCGAUAUCCCCGUCGAGGACGGCGGGCUGCCCUCCAGCGAGAAAUAUGGCAGCACGACGCUGAAUAUCGGCACGGUCAGAGGUGGUGCGGCUGGCAAUGUCGUACCGGAGUCUGCCUCGGCCAGUGUUGCUGUCCGGCUUGCGGAUGGCACGGUGGAAGAUGCCCAAGAUAUCAUUCGCAAGGCGGUUGCUGAUGCCUCUGGCGGUAGCAAGAAUAUCACCCUCAAGUUCCCUGAUGACAAGGCGUACCCGCCCAUUGAUCUGGAUACAGAUGUCGACGGAUUUGAAUUGUUGACGGUCAAUUACGGGACGGAUAUCCCCAAGCUGGAUAUCCAUGACGAAGACUCCGAUGUUAAGGUUAAGAGAUACCUGUAUGGCCCGGGAACUAUCCUUGUGGCACACGGGGUCGAUGAGGGGCUUACAGUGGGCGAUUUGGAGAAGGCGGUUGAAGGGUAUUCGAAGCUAAUUGAUGCAGCGGUGAAGAGGGGCUAAAGGAUAUUUCUUUUCUUCUUUGUAUAAAUCCCGGUGUUAUUUAAAAUGCGCUUUUAGAAUUGUUUCUUUUCUUUCGCGCUUUGCUAGCUACUUCAUUGAACUCUGUUCGGGAAUAUUACUUCUUGGGCUGCACUUCAUAUGUCCUGUACAUUUUGAAGCUCCCUGAUUUAUUUCUUUUGGCAUUAACGCAUACCUCCAUCCCAUCGGUUGUGGAUAGACCCAUUCAGCGUUCAAAGUGUGAGCUUGCAUAGACUCAUCAGAACCAUCCAUUACCUUACUCCGAAAGGACCAAAGCUCUUUCCACAGCUUGCAUGCCCGCUACUUUGGUGCUCAGCCUAUCCACAGUCCGUCCUUGUUCACAUAUGAUAAAUUAGGGAACAAUAUAUAUGCACCAUCCGAAACUCAAAAUAUUAGAUCUGGCACACAAGGCAUCUAUAAAACCGACAUAGUAGCUCGAGCCAUCUCCGGCUACCGUCUUCCAGCAGGGGCCAUCGCUAGAUGCCUGCAAGCUAGAUACAGACGAUUUACCCCAAGACAAAAAAAAGUUCAUGCAGACUGAAAAGUUCGCCGACAUAAACUAGUAGUCCACGAAGGAUUAAUCUGGAUUAUUGAUCAAGGCAGAAUAUUGCUUGCUACAAGUGUCAUUGCUGGGAGGUUAAAAAGUCAGCUGUGCCCGUCCACGGCGAAAGAACGAAGUGGAAUAAAUAUAUAUAGAAGCGCGAAACCAAUGCAUGUAGAAUGUUAACAUAUGAACAAUAGGGAAGGAAGACACGGGACAGCAAUGCUCAAUAUACAUAUACUCAGAAGAAUUAAAAAGAGCGGAGGAACAGCAAAUUUUGGAUAUCCACAACAUAUAUAUAUGCGCAGGUGGGUAUUCAAAUUUAACAGACUCAGAAAUAGAUAGACAAAAUUAUCCUCAAUGCAAACCGUCAUAGAACAACCAAAAGAAAGAGAAAGCUAAAAAGAAAGAAAAAACUACGAAAACCAUCCCCCCUUCCCAUGCUUCCUCUUCCACCCAGUCUUAAACAACUCCCCCAUCUGAAACCGGGGAAACACAUGCG
Molecule: messenger RNA, 2773 nt
Organism: Blastomyces dermatitidis ER-3
Lineage: Eukaryota; Fungi; Ascomycota; Eurotiomycetes; Onygenales; Ajellomycetaceae
Product: acetylornithine deacetylase
Exons: 1
Coding region: 408-1712 (434 amino acids)
Molecular function (GO): hydrolase activity
Source: RefSeq, a predicted model, not a curated record